AUGCCAUUUGACGGCAUAAGCAAGAGGGGCAAGAGUGGUGGCGGUGCCCAGCAGAGCAACUCCGGCAAGACUGCCCGGGAGACGAAGGCCAAAGGCGCCGAGAACAAGGUUGCGAAGGCACCCACUAAGGACCCGCGUCCUAAGGUUCUAGAGGCCCUCGCCAACAAACUCGUCAAGAAGACGAAGAAGAUGGAGACGAAGGCGACGAUCACCGCCGAGAAAGAUACCACGCCUAAGCUUGGUGGCACUUCAAAAGCGAGCACUAACGACUCUCUUGUACCCUUUGCCUUUGAGCCUCUACCUCUGGGAUCCAUAUCGCCUUCUGGCUGGCUCAAGGAUCAGCUCCAGCUGAUGAGCGAUGGACUAGCUGGUCACGAACACGACUUCUAUGCUUAUGUUGCCAAGUCUAGCUGGUUAGGAGGCACCGAAGAAUACAGCGACCUGAAUGAAGGCUUCCCGUACUGGUUUAACGGUCUUGUGCCUCUGGCUUAUGGUCUGGACGAUGCACGACUGAAGGAUCAGGUUCAUUCGUCUGCUCAGAUAGUCUUGGAUCUCCAGGCAAGCGAUGGAUGGCUUGGCCCCGAGACAGGAUCAGCACGUAACUUUUGGGCGAGAUAUCCGUUAUGCCUGGGACUGACUCAGCUUGCUGAAGCCAACAGUACCUGGACGCAGCCUGUCGUGACAGCCCUCCACGACUUCACUUCGCUGAUGCAUGACAUGCUUUCCAACAAUUAUACGGGCUACAUCAGCCAUCCGGGAGACAAGUUGAGCGCAGACGACGACUCAUGGGGACGGGUCCGCAGUCAAGACAUGAUAAUCACACUUCAAUGGCUGUACGAACAUUAUCCAGGAAAUCAGAGUCAGAUAUUACUCGAGAACAUGAAGUAUCUACACGACGAAGGUCUGAACUGGGAAGACUGGUACAAUGAGGCUGCAUACUUUGGUCAGGGUAUGGACAAGGAUCUAAACACCCUCGACGUCAAUCUCACUACUGUCAACUACCCAUAUGAGCAUGGCGUCAACGUAGGCCAAGGCCUAAAGGCUGCGGCUGUGAUCCGCCGCUUUACUCACAACGACAGCUUGAUCGAUACUGCGAUGAACGGCGUCAACUGGACUAUGCAGUAUCAUGGUGCUGCCUCUGGCACAGUCAUAGCCGACGAGCGUCUUGUUGGCCUAGCGCCGUACUCAGGAGCCGAACUCUGCACGUCUGUGGAAACCAUGUACUCUCUGUCUUACCUCUACCAAAGUCUAGGGAAUAGCUACUAUGCCGACCGAACUGAGCUUGCAGCCUUCAAUUUCAACCACCCUCAAGGCUGGCCUAAGUACCUGUCAAGCAGUUUCGUCCGGGUCGGGAAUAGCGGUCUUGCCCACGUCCUGCUGAGUCCUGUUACAGCCCGCACAAACAUUUCCGGUGGCAGUGUCAUGGUCGAUGUUACGACAGCGUAUCCUUUCUUUGGCCAGCUGAAUUAUAGCAUCACUGCCGGAUCAUCCUUCGACUUCUAUGUCCGUGUCCCUGCCUGGGCGGCUUCCGGAUCGCGAAUCUCCUGCGGCUCGAAUGAAUCCACACCGCUCUCACCCGACCCAGUUUCGGGCUUGCAUAAGAUCAGUUUGCCAAAGGGUACUUCGACUGUGUUGUACAACCUGGAAAGCGAUGUGUAUACCGAGUCGCGGGAGAACGAUACAAUCGCAGUCCACAAGGGUGCCUUGCUUUACGCUCUGGAAAUAAGCAGCACGAAUACAUCCACAGCACCUAAGAUGUGGAACAAUCCCGGCUCAUUCUACAAUGACAGCUACGCUCCCCCACAGAGCAAAGAUUGGGAAUACCAUAACACUUCCGCCUGGAACUUCGCGGUCGACCCGAAGACCCUCCAGUAUCAUGGCCCAGACUCCGAGUCUCCAGAUUAUGCAUUGGCAAAUCCUAUCUUUGCUCCCAAUGCUCCGCCAGCGUACAUCAGCGUCAUGGGAUGCUUGAUCGACUGGCCGUUGGCGUUCGGAAGCGUACCUGGCUAUCCGCCCACUGGCGAGGCCAAGAAGUGCACGGCGCCAGCUCAGAAGCUAAGGCUUGUGCCGUAUGGAAGUGCGAAGACGCACAUGUCAGAUCUGCCCAUCAUUGAUCUUGCUAGCUAA
Messenger RNA from Recurvomyces mirabilis, 2127 nucleotides. RefSeq lists its product as uncharacterized. The coding region runs from base 1 to 2127 and encodes 708 amino acids. The transcript has 5 exons. The record is from RefSeq and is a predicted model, not a curated record. NCBI's taxonomy places the organism in Eukaryota, Fungi, Ascomycota, Dothideomycetes, Mycosphaerellales, Teratosphaeriaceae.